UGCUUACAGCAGGCACGUAAGCAAGCAAGCAAGCGUCGAGCAGUGGUCGCAGGUGAUUACCCUUUGUAAGUCGAAAACCGUGUGUUUAUAUUAUUAUUAUUAUAUGUGUUAUAUACCGCGAGUACCGCGUGCGGGCGUUUGUUGUCUAUAGCUGCAGUCCUACCGUCUAGACCUUAGAGAGACCAGUCUUCCUCCGACGUCGAUGCCGGUCGCUCGUUCGCUGUUUUUUGUUCGUCGGCGGUCGUCGUUUAUUUUUAAUAUUUACCGCGUUUUUUUUUUUUAUACCGAAAACUAAUUCAUUUUUAUCCCAAAAACGAAUAAUAUAUUGUCAUCGUUUCAACGUGUACAUAAGGAUAUAAUGCACAUGAUUCUCCGCCGCGGCAACUGCAGCCGGUAACACCAUACCCAAGUCUGCGGCCGUCCUGUCAACACCGGGGCUCAACAAACGGACCAUGUGCUCCUUGCGAGUGCUGUUGGCGGUGUUCGUCUUAGCCGUCGCCUUCGGAAACGCCGUGCAAACGCAGCCGGAACACCACGUAAUUCCUUAUGAAGAUGUCAUGUCGACGGCCGACACGUUUUCGGACGAAGGAGUGACAUCGUAUUCGCAGCUGUUGUUCGACAUAGCCAGAAAACAAGUGGUGGUCGGCGCGAGAGACAACCUGUACCGGCUGGACUUGGACGAUUUGAAGAAAAUCGAAGCGGCAUCGUGGCCGGCCACCGACGAUAAGGUGCAGCUGUGUUUGGACAAGGGUCAGACCGUGGACGACUGUCAUAACUAUGUCAAAGUGCUCUUGGCGGCCGGCAAAAGAUUGUUCGUGUGCGGCACCGGCGCUUUCUCGCCCCAAUGCACUUGGAGAGAGAUGGAAAACGCCACCAACAUUGUCAACACGGUGCACGGUAUAGGCAAGUGUCCGUACAGUCCGCUGUCCAACAUCACUGCCAUGAUCACGCUGAACGGUCGAUACUUUGCCGGUAGUCCUAUGGACUUUUCGGGCGUGGACUCGGCUAUUGUCCGGGACUUGGGAGCUUCGUAUCUGCGCACCAAGAGCUAUGACGCCAAGUGGCUGAACGAACCGCAAUUCGUGGGGUCGUUCGAGACAGACGCCUACGUUUAUUUUCUGUUCAGAGAGAGUGCGGUGGAGUACAUCAACUGCGGCAAGAGGGUGUAUUCGAGGAUUGCCAGAGUGUGCAAGAACGAUGUAGGCGGGGAAACGAUAUUGCGCGACAACUGGACGACUUUCAUCAAAGCUCGAUUGAAUUGUUCGCUGCCCGGCGACUACCCGUUCUAUUUUGACGAAAUCCAAGGUAUGACUUACUUGCCGGACGAAGGGUUGGUGUAUGCUACUUUCACCACUCCAAACAACGGGAUAGCCGGUUCGGCCAUUUGCAGUUUCAGCUUGACCGCCAUAAAUGCUGCGUUCAACGGCCCGUUCAAGCACCAAGCGACCGUCGGCUCGGAGUGGGUCCGGCACAAUCCAACAAAUCAUCAGCUGAAUCACGGUCAAUGUCAAAGGCAAGACCCUAAUCAGAUUCUCGACUCUUCAAGGUAUCAACUGAUGGACAACGCUGUACAACCCACUACACUGGAGCCGCUGUACUAUAAACCUCUGGAAGUUUUGACCCAAAUAGCCGUAGACGUGGUUCCCACCAAGCCACACGGUACUUUGAAAGUAAUGUACGUGGCUACAGCGGAAGGCACAGUGAAGAAAAUUACGAUAUUGCCGAAGACGUCCGUCACGUGCACGUUGGAAGAAUGGAACGUUUUCCCCAAAGGUUCCGAUUCCCAAAUCAUGGCCUUGCAUUAUUUAAAAAUCACCGAUUCCAUUUACAUAGGCACCAAAGACCGAGUUUCGAAAAUACCGUCUCAGCAUUGCGGCAGGUACAGGAACAAAGACGCUUGCAUAAACGCUAUGGAUCCGUAUUGCGGUUGGAACGAGCACGUGGACAAGUGUCAGCCGCCGACCAAUGGCAACAUUUUGGAACACAACUGGAGACAAGACGUGACCAAAUGCCCGGACCGUUCGAGACCGGUAGACGGUGGUUGGUCGAGUUGGUCGGCUUGGAAUCAAUGUACGCAGAACGUCAACGGCAAAGAGUCGUCCGACCAGUGUCUUUGCUCGAGCAGGACUUGCACGAACCCCGAACCCAAGUACGGUGGAGCCAACUGCCAAGGGGCUACCACUCAGGUAACAAACUGCACUGUUCAUGGGCAAUGGUCAAAUUGGUCAGACUGGUCGGCGUGCACGCAGAGUUGUGGUUCUGCCGUGAAAAUCAGGAAGAGGGCGUGUAGCAACCCGGCACCAGCUUUCGGCGGUCGAGUGUGCGUAGGACGUGACACGGACGAGAUGUUCUGCCAUUCCAACCCGCCUUGUCCGGUUUCACCGCCCGUUGUCAAAGAACCCGGUUGGAGCUCUUGGGGAGCGUGGAGUAAGUGUUCGGCUAAGUGUGGAGGUGGCUUCAGACAGAGAUCCAGGUAUUGUAACAACCCGCUGCCCCAAGAAGGCCAAGACUGCAACGGAUGUUCCGAAGAGUACGAGAUCUGCAAUCAAAAACCGUGCACGGAAAGUAAAAAAGUAAUGGCUUGGACACAGUGGACAUCAGCUGGCAACGGUACGCAAAAGAGGUAUAGGUUCUCGUGCCGCUCGCAGGACCAAUCGUCGUCUAUCAGCAUCAUGCAAGACAAAGAAGAAAGCAGACUGUGUCAAGACGGAUCAUGCCACCGACUAGAUCAACCGUCAGAUCCGGAAGAGUCGUGGUCCGAAUGGUCUGGCUGGAGUUCGUGCUCGACCGAAUGCGGUGGCGGCAUUCAAGUCAAGACCAGAACUUGCGACGGUCCAUUAGAAAAUUGUGACGGACUGGCCAAGUUGACCAGACCUUGCAAUACACAAAAAUGCAAAGGCGAAUGGAGUUGUUGGACAGACUUUGGCGAGUGUUCGGUGUCGUGCGGCGAAGGACUGAGGAAACGGACCAGGUAUUGCAUGGUGAACGGCGUAUCCGCCGACGGAUGCGAAGGCCCAUCAGUGAGCCAAGAGCCAUGUUACAUGCCGUGUCAAGCCAUGGACUUGGGCUGGGAAGACUGGUCGGAGUGGUCGUUUUGUGAUAAAAACAACCAAAAAUACCGGACACGAAAAUGCGCUUUGGAACGAUGUUUGGGACCAGACAUAGAAUCUAUACCGUGCUUUGAUUCCAACGUUAUCGAAACUUCCAGCAGCUCCACUUUUUUGAUCUGCCUGCUGUCGUUCGUAAUCGGCGCCUCGCUGGCUUGUCUGACGUUCUACUUGUGGAUCAAACGACAAAAACCCAAAUUGCCGAGCAGUCCGCAUUACAUUACUUCCAAGCAAAACCCGUACGUGACGGUUCCCAUGAAGGAUUACCGUACCCUUCCCAAGCGAACGCCUUCUUUCACCAAACCCGUGACAGUGGGCCAACAGCAGAACGGCACGUUGCCUAAACUGUUCACCAAACCGGCCGAAUACGAAACGGCCACCAUCAAACGCAACAGUCACAGUCUGGUCAACGGUCACAUGAGGUCCAACCAACAAGACUUGGAACAAGAGAAAUUCUUCUGACAACGGCGUCAAUAAACGCUGGCCAAAAAACCUAGUCAUUUUUUAUUUUCUAAACCUGCUUGCGAUAGAAUACAAUGUGAAACAGACUUAGACGUCCGUCCCAAUUAAUAAUGACAACCCAGUUAAGUAAAAGGGAAAAACAUGACAAUAAUAAUUUUGUUUUAUUAUUACCGACCAGUGGCAUUUUUUUUUUUAUAUAUAAUGUACGACCGACGAUCAAAUUACCAAUCUAAUGACUUUGGAUUUAAUAAUAUGCACAUUUUUUUUUUUUUUUUUACUAGACGAUAAAUAUUGACCGAGAAAAAUUUAAUUUAGGUACUCUGUUAUAGCGUUUGAAACGUUUAGUAUUUAGAUUCUAAAUAUUGAAAUUAUCGAAUACAUUUUUCAAUGAAAAUAUUAUAUUUAAUUUAAUCGAAUUCGCUGUAUGAAUAUUAUUAUGCAAGCAAUAUGGUUUGUUGUUAAUGCACCAUAAACGGUAUUAUGGUUUAUUUAUUUUUUUAAAUAAACCUAAUUUUGCCACUAUGAUUAUAUACCGAAAACAGCAACGAACGUAUAUCCUAAAUAAAAAUGUAUAAUUAAUCAAAUUUAGACAACAUAAAUUAUUAUUAUUAUUAUUGUAAAAGUUUUAUAAAUUAGAAGUACGUUUUUUUUUUACUGAAAAACUUGUACUUGAAAACGAUUAAGUACGUUUUUGUGCCAACAAUGUAGCUGUAAAUGAUUAAUGACUGAAUAACAUUUUAUUUUUUUAAUGUUAUAAACCACUGUUUGAACAAAGCAAUGUAUUAUAUACAUAUCAUCGUAGAUCUGCUCAUAUUGAGUAAAACGUAGAUUGCACCUACUUUGCACAUUUUUUU
Messenger RNA from Adelges cooleyi (spruce gall adelgid), 4423 nucleotides. It is a transcript of the gene Sema5c, whose product is annotated as semaphorin-5B. The record is from RefSeq and is a predicted model, not a curated record. NCBI's taxonomy places the organism in Eukaryota, Metazoa, Arthropoda, Insecta, Hemiptera, Adelgidae. Bases 453 to 3569 code for a protein of 1038 amino acids. Gene Ontology annotation, molecular function: chemorepellent activity; semaphorin receptor binding. Gene Ontology annotation, biological process: negative regulation of axon extension involved in axon guidance; axon guidance; neural crest cell migration. The transcript is spliced from 14 exons.